Messenger RNA from Dothidotthia symphoricarpi CBS 119687, 2172 nucleotides. RefSeq names its product WD40 repeat-like protein. Gene Ontology annotation, biological process: carbon catabolite repression of transcription. The record is from RefSeq and is a predicted model, not a curated record. Gene Ontology annotation, molecular function: protein binding. Bases 1 to 2172 code for a protein of 723 amino acids. The transcript is spliced from 10 exons. Gene Ontology annotation, cellular component: cell division site; cell tip; nucleus. Lineage: Eukaryota; Fungi; Ascomycota; Dothideomycetes; Pleosporales; Dothidotthiaceae.
AUGGCUUUGCACUCUCGGAUCAGGAUCAUGGCAGAGAGCGACUCGCGUGUUCGCAGGUCUUGGCGCCCACCCACGUGGCAGCAGCGGCGACGACGCGCCCUUGUCCAGACACGGCCGUCUGGCGAGAAUGAAAGCCUCGCGGUUGUAACUGCGCCGUGUGUUCCUCCGUCCACCGACAGCACGGGUCGUGAGGAGAGAAGUGGUGAUGAUGCAAUCAAGGGAACGCGCACGGAGCCUGCAGCAGCGCCCCGCAGCCAUGGGAAUAAUACUCGCGCCCUCCGUCGUCUCGCAGCCGACUGCAGCUCGUCGGCCAUGUUCGUGCUUCCUCCUCCGCCGCGGUACCCUAUCGGCCAAUUCCCAGGCGCCAUCCCAGGCCAGCUUAUCGAGACCAACAACACCAUCACCCAUCCCGCGGGCUCAGACUACCAGUUGGUGGUAGGCGAAGGCACCUACAUCCUGCGCGAUGACCUUCACCUAGCCACACCCCCUCCACACCCCUCAGAGGCUCCCAUCCACAACCCCAAUCCGCUCGCGACGACCAUAUCCCCGCCGACAUGUGGCACCAAGCUGUCGCUGGUUGCUCUUGCGCCCCGCCAGCCAUCGCGCUCCCACCUCUCUCGACUCGAAACCCGCUACAGCAACCGAUCCGAGAUCCCGCCCAGUAUCCAAGAAUCGCCGCAUGAGACAAACAGCCAAGCAAGCGACACAGGCGCACACAGUGUCAAUGGGUUUGGGUCAUCGCCAUUGGACGGUCUGAGGACGCCCAUGUUCGGGGAAGGCAAUACAGCGCUCGCAGCAAUCAACGGGAAAGACUCCAAGGACCCCCUCAAGAGGCGCAAACCGAAGAGCAACAUUGUUAAGAGCAAUUCGUCCUUCGUGUCGAGGGUGAUUCCCCACGAGAACUUGUCCAAGCGCCUCCAAGAGCACAAUCCCAACGGUCACUAUGCGUUUGCCAACAUCAACCGCGCCUUGCAAUGGCUCGACUUGACAUCGCCCAACAAGGAAGAGCAUCUGACCAAGAUUUUAUUCACCAAAGCGCAUGCGCUAUGCCACGACAUCAACCAGAUCACAAAGGGCCCAAACCACCUAGACAUCAUCAUGGGCUUUUCGACCGGUGACAUAAUAUGGUACGAACCAAUGUCGCAAAAGUACUCGCGCAUCAACAAGAAUGGCGUCAUCAAUGGCAGCGCUAUAUCCGACAUUCGAUGGCUUCCCAACAGCGAGAACCUGUUUCUCGCGGCGCACAUGGAUGGCAGUCUGAUCGUGUACGACAAAGAAAAAGAAGACGCUGUAUUCAGUGCGGAAGAACAGUCCUCAACCACCGAACACACCACAUCCGAGACUGAGAAAAAGGCAAGGCUUUCGGUCAAGAAAUCAGUCACCUCCAACAGCCAGAAGUCAAAUCCCGUGUCUUGUUGGCAACUGUCCCGUUCCAAGAUCAACGCUUUUGAGUUUUCCCCCGAUCGCCGUCAUCUGGCUGUGGUUUCCGAAGAUGGGUCGUUCAGGAUCAUUGACUUCCUCAAAGAAAAAUUGCUCCAUCUCUACAUGAGCUAUUAUGGAGGUAUGAUGUGUGUCUGCUGGUCGCCAGACGGCAAAUACGUUGUGACAGGAGGUCAGGACGACCUGGUCUCCAUUUGGUCAUUGGAAGACAACCAGCUAGUGGCACGAUGUCAGGGACACAACUCGUGGGUGACGGCGGUGCAGUUCGACCCUUGGCGGUGCGACGAUCGUAACUACCGGAUAGGCAGUGUUGGAGAAGACUGUCAACUGUUGCUCUGGGACUUCAGCGUUGGCAUGCUCCAUAGACCGCGAGCGGCAUCCGUGAGACAACGCAACAGCAUCACCUCAACAAAUCUGAAGAUACAGCGCACACGCACAGAAGGAUCCGUGAGCCGUCUGCGCUCAAACUCCAACCUUACCUCAGGUAGUCUGAUCGACGAGGAAGAAGUGGUGCAUCCAGUCGAGUCUCGAGCGCGCACAGCCAUGUUGCCCCCGGUGCUGACAAAAAGCGUGGACGAGCAUCCUUUGGCUUGGCUUGGAUUCGAAGAGGAUUGCAUAAUCACGUCAUGUAAAAAUGGUCACGUCAGGACAUGGGAUCGCCCCAAGGAGGGUGCUGCAAGUGAUGACGGCGAGAAUUCGACGACGGCGAGCGCUAGGGAGACAAAGGCUUGA